AUGGAUCCCGACGUCGUGUUCCGCACCGUGACACAACCAGCGCCAAUGCCCGAGGCCAAUUGGGGUCUUUCACCUGCUGAGGAUCCGGAGAAGGCUGACGAGGUUCUCAAGGCUAAAGUUGCUCGCUUCCUUCAGCUCAAGAAGCAAGGCCAGCACGUUAAUACUUCCCUGCUUCGCUCGUCCUCCUUCGCCAACCCUACCAUCUACGCGAAACUUGUGGAGUUUGUCGACAUUGACGAGCGCGCCUCCGCCUUCUCUCGUGGCGGCUGGUUGACACGCAGAGGGCUCGAAGAGACGAAGAAGGACCAUGGGCCCAAGGUCCUUCUUCGGAGGCAAGAUGAGAUGGCCGAAGCCGCCCGCCCGCAAUACCACCCGAACGUUGCAUUGCCUGCCUUUGCGCAGAUACAGCGGGGCACCGCCUUCCUCUCAUCGGCACCCUCGUCGUCACCCUGCGCUAUGACACCUGCGUCGGGCGAUGGUACUGUCGCUGCACUCACGCCCACAGCCGGCUUCCCGUUCGCCUACGGUCGCCCGGUCGUCAAUCCUAUCCUUUGCAUCGAUGCCAGCGAUAUCCGCCUCGCAUAUCGGGCCUCUUUUCUGGCGCUUCCACCGUUCUAG
Trichosporon asahii var. asahii CBS 2479 is the source of this 618-nucleotide messenger RNA. RefSeq lists its product as uncharacterized. The record is from RefSeq and is a predicted model, not a curated record. The coding region runs from base 1 to 618 and encodes 205 amino acids. The transcript has 4 exons. Gene Ontology annotation, biological process: regulation of DNA-templated transcription. Lineage: Eukaryota; Fungi; Basidiomycota; Tremellomycetes; Trichosporonales; Trichosporonaceae. Gene Ontology annotation, cellular component: nucleus.